AUGAAACCCAGUAAGUUCUGUGAUGAGAUUGCUCGCGCCUUGCGUGAUUUAUCGAGCAACCGAGAAAUCUUGUACAUGGGCUGCUUAAUGCAAUGGCAGAACAAGGCAUUUACCAUCCUCUAUGAACAGCAUUUCUCUGAUGUCAUAGAAGUAGUCCACAAGUUGACCAUGAAGAUUCUGAAUAUGUCUGUUUCAAUGAAAGAGCAGUUUCGGUCUUUCUUGGCCCAGUAUGAACUUAGUGUUAAGGGCCCUUCUGUUACUGAUGAAUCUAUCGGGUCUGAUGCUUCAGGCGCUGAACCGGCUUCCAGGAAGACUUUAUCAAAAGUGGAUACUGAAGCAGGGCUUCGCCCCGCGUUGCGAGUGUAUAGUACUGUACGUUGGACGUACUUAUACAUAUGUAUUCUCAACUUUUAUGAAAAUCUAGAGCGGCUCAUAGCGUUCAUAAGUCGGUGCCCGAAUACAACCUCUGUUCUUUCAAAGCAUCUUGCUACACAGCUUAUUAACCUUACCUGGAUUCGGCGAUUGGCGUUCCUUGCAGAUAUCUUCCAGCUCUGUAGGGGCCUCCGACUCCUAAUGGAAGGGCCACGUAUUGUACCGGGGCACGCGCUGCUGGAGAUGGGCGGGCUCCGGGACGCGCUGCAGACGGUGCUCGCCGAGCUCCGGGCCGGGGUCUGGACCCGCCUCCCCCGGCUGGGUGCGCGCCUUCGGGAUGGGGCCGCACUCCCUGACGAGGAGAGGAGGUCCCUUGCGGGCGCCCUGGAGGCCUUUGUCGCCGAGCUCGAUGCGUGCUUGUCGGCGUACCGGCAGUGCCUUCCGCUUCUCCGGCUGACGGUGUCCCCCGUGUGUGCCCCGGCAGCGGGAGGAGCGGCGCCUCCGGAGCCAUUCCCGGUUCCAGGGGUGGACCGGGACGGGUUUACCGCGGAGUAUCGGGGCUUCAGCGGCGGAGAACGCGGAGACGCGCACCGGCGUUGCCUGGAAAGAAUUCGCGGCAUGACGUGCAACGCGGCCCGCUGGAACGCACUAGUGACCUUCUGGGCGGACCAGAGGGCAGCGUAUCCGCAGACCAGCCGGGCCGCGCUCGGGCUCCUGACGGUACUCGCGACCGUCUGUGCCUCCGAAGUAUCCUCCUCCGCGCUCAAGCGGGCCCUGAGCCGGGGAGCAGGCGCCGUGCUCCUUGCGCGCCUCGACGCGCGCGUGGGCGAGUAA
Molecule: messenger RNA, 1206 nt
Organism: Giardia duodenalis
Lineage: Eukaryota; Fornicata; Diplomonadida; Hexamitidae
Exons: 1
Coding region: 1-1206 (401 amino acids)
Molecular function (GO): protein dimerization activity
Source: RefSeq, a predicted model, not a curated record